CCUCAGUAGCUUGCAGCCAGCCGCCAAGCAAAAACCCCUAAUUUGCAUGCUUUAUGCAGAUAUACAGCAGAAAUGUGAUUAAAAAAGGAAUACGAAUUAACAGCAAAUGUCUUUUAGCCGUAGUUUUUGCUCAACAGUGUCAAAAGCGCGUCAGCAAUUCGUCGCAGAAAAUAAGCGUGGUGUGCACUAGACCACGUGGCAUUGGCAGCCAAAGGAACUAUAGGAAAACGAAAUCGCAGAUAAUACCGCCAUAAAAUGGGAUGGGACUGGGCAGUUGCAGGCAUAUCCGAUGACAUUCCGAGGACUACAGGGCCAGAAUGUAUCAAUUACAUGACAGACAGACGGCGUUGGGUGGAGACGAUACUGUUGUCCACCCUUUUCAUCUUUAUAAUGCACCGCUCUUGGCAACGUCUGCCGCCAAUUAAACUGCCACCACUUUCCGAGAUUCAGAAGCCACACAGUCCGACGAGGCUUUUCUUCCUCAUCGCUUUGUCCAUGAUUUUCGGCAUUGAGAUGGGCUUUAAACUCUCCGGGCAGUCAAUGAUUUUCGCCCUAAACCCAUGCCACGUGCAAUCGUGUCUGCAGAUCUUUCUCCUGGCUGCCAAGCCCACGAAGACGACGACAGCGCUCUUUCGGAUUCAGAUGAGCAACCUCAACGGCCCUUUUCUGGCCUUUCUUUUUCCCGAGGUUGAGGGUCGCACAUAUCCCUUCGAGCAGGCCACGUAUUGGAUCCAGCACGCACUCCUCUAUAUUAUCCCAAUUUAUAUUAUUCGGAGCGGAGCGUACACUGUGGAGGACCUCAGGGAAUUUCAUUGGUCUCACAUUGGUACAGCCUUCAUGCUAUUUUACCACUUCGUCCUUCUCUCCCCGCUCUCUAUUUUCACUGGCAUCAACCUGGACCACAUGCUCUGUGCAGCGAUGUCGGAUCCGUUCCAGGGCCCCAACUACCGUCUGUUCGCCUGUUGCCACCAGACUUUGUUGUGCCCGCUGCUGAGCAAGGGCACUGUGCUGCUGUUUGGCCGCCGGUGCAGCCUGAAGGGAUUGGGUGACUUACAGGAGGCGAGGAGCGGGGUGGGUCAGUACACGCUGACUCCGACCGAAUACGCAUCGCAUGGGGACGUGACCAUGCGGCAUCGCUUUAGCAACCAGGAGUCGGCAGACGAAGGUAAUCCGCAUAACGCGGGCGACUUGGCGUCUCUAGCGGAGUACACUAUGCCGACGACCAAGAUCGACUAGUAACCAGUAAAGGCGAUAGGACCGAGAAUUGUCUACUGCGUCUAUCGUGCCCGUCAAUUCACGAACCGCGUAGGGCCCCUUUGGCCCACGUUUUGAAGCUAGCUGCGUAACCCAAUCGUACUGAGACACGAAGGAUUUCUUGUGAGAACUGUGAGCGGAAUGUGUUGAACAAAGUCGUGUAGAUAAUAACAAUUAAGGCUAAUUUUCAUGCUCAUCGAGGUUAUACUUCUAAAAAAAAAA
Drosophila subpulchrella is the source of this 1476-nucleotide messenger RNA. Its product is annotated as transmembrane protein 164. The transcript has 5 exons. NCBI's taxonomy places the organism in Eukaryota, Metazoa, Arthropoda, Insecta, Diptera, Drosophilidae. The coding region runs from base 256 to 1236 and encodes 326 amino acids. The record is from RefSeq and is a predicted model, not a curated record.